Messenger RNA from Galleria mellonella (greater wax moth), 8431 nucleotides. RefSeq lists its product as uncharacterized. The record is from RefSeq and is a predicted model, not a curated record. Bases 296 to 8431 code for a protein of 2711 amino acids. Gene Ontology annotation, cellular component: cytoplasm. Gene Ontology annotation, biological process: autophagosome maturation. NCBI's taxonomy places the organism in Eukaryota, Metazoa, Arthropoda, Insecta, Lepidoptera, Pyralidae. The transcript is spliced from 42 exons.
ACGUAUUAUGGUAACCCUAUUCACGCGGUGUUCAUAAAGAAUUUUACUAGUUUUGAGUGAAGCUUUUAUAUCGAGAAACUCCAUCUAUAUAAUCUAAGGGACACACUGGUUGAAAAUGUCAAAUUGACAAUCCACAUCGACCUCAGCUGUUUGUCACUUCUGUCAAUGAUCAUCACAAAAAUCUGAAGUAAAAUCAAAACAAUGAACAGUGUUAUUUGUUUAUUGAUAAAAAAAUAAACAUUAUUAUAUAUUUCAUGUAAAUUUAUUACUACAUUCAUUUUUAUAUUUCGUAAACAUGGCGACUAUGGUAAAAGAGAAACGUCGAGAGAAAAAGAAAACCAAGGAAAAACAUACUGUAAGUCAAGAAAUGGAUAUAGAAUCACCACCUGUCGUCACUUCAUCCUUAGAAUUAUAUAACGAAGAUUUAGUGGCUCCAACUGCUCCUAUUGAACAACACACUAUUACGGCUCUGAUUGAAACUUCUAGUACUAACUCUAGUCAAGAACAGGCCAAAGAUGAAACUAUAAUAUCACAUUCUAUUGAACAAGUUACUGAAUCACAUAUUCACAAUGGAGAGUUGAUAAUAGAAAACAGAGCAGAAGUGGUGCAGUCAACACAAUUGCGGGAUCAGCAUCCAGGACAAACAUUUGAAGAUUUAAAUUUGAAAUUGGAGAGAAUGGCUAUACCGGCUCCUACUCAUGUCGUCCCAGAAGAUGAAAAGUCGUUAGUAAUCCAAAAUGAAAAGGGUUCAGUGACUGAUGCAUCUAUAGACAUAUCUACAGAUAGUCAUAGUUUGGAGGAUACAGUAGUUCCUUCUGCACCAAUUUUUGAAAUUGAGGAGCAGACUCAGCCCAAAUAUGAACAAUCUGAAUUAGUGCAAGAGGUGGCAUCUGCACCAAUUGAGAAUAAAAUUGAGUGUAUGCCAUUGGAGCAGGCCAUUUGGAUGUAUGGUGGGGAAGAGAUAGCUGGAGUUAGGGCAUUAAGUGAGAGGGAGGAUGCAGCAGUGGAGACAGGUCCAGUCAGUGGACCUGAACAUCCAUUGGUGGAUCUAUUGUCGACCUUACGGCAAUCUUACACAGCCUUAGAACGUGACCGCACACAAUUAUUUAAUGGAUUCGCAGAAGAAGAAAAGUACCGAUCUGCUCUUUGGAAAGUUGAAAAGAAAACUUUGCAUUUGUCAGAACUGUGUAAGUGUGGGGCCACUGUAGAUUUCUGGGGCUCAUAUGAACACGCCCAGCUGCUGAAGGAGAGGAUUCCUGCUGCUCGGAUGCGGUUGACGGCUCUCUUAAGGGAUGUCCAAGAAUCUUACUGCCACCAUCAGCAUUCUACUCUUUUAGCGUUUUGUCAGAUAGAAGAUUUUUUAUCUGGAGUCAUUAAAACGAACAAAAAUGAAAUACGUGAAUCUCUUACGUUGAUACUACAAGCAUUGAAAUUGAGCGAUAACGCUCCUCCGGCGCUGUCGAAAGUGCUCCAGCGGUGGGCAACUGCGCUCUCUGUGGCGUUAGUAGACGGCCGAGACUUGAGGCAGUUACUGUUUCUCAUACAUCACUUAUUCAGGCAGACGCGGUCGGUGCGGUGGGCGGCGGCGGCGGUGGCGGCGGGCGCGGCGGGCGCGGGCGGCCCGGCGCUGCUGGCGCUGCUCGAGCUGCUGCUCACGCGCCCGCCCGCGCUCGAACGCGCCGCCGAGUGUACCGAGGAGGCGGAGUGCGCAGAGGGUUGGGAGGAGGUGGGGCGCGGCGGCGGCGGCGGCGCCGUGAGCGACGGCGCGCUGCGCGAGCGCGACCUGCUGGCGCUGCUGCGUGCCGUGCCUCUCCGCCGCCUCCUCGCCACCAUCAUGCUGCUGCCGCGCGCCGAGGUGAGCGCGGCACGCGCGGAAGAGUGGCGUGCUGACGAGGGCAGGAGUAUGGUGCGGGCGGCGCGGGGCGUGCGCGUGCUGCUGGCCGCGCUGCAGCGGGCGCGCGCCGCCCACCCGCACUACGCGCGCCUGCACCGCGCGCUGCGGGCGCUCGCGGCACGGACGCUGCGCGCGCUCGCCGCCCUGCACCUGCACCUGCACCUGCACGCCAGGUCAGUAACGCAUGCUGGCCGCGCUGCAGCGGGCGCGCGCCGCCCACCCGCACUACGCGCGCCUGCACCGCGCGCUGCGGGCGCUCGCGGCACGGACGCUGCGCGCGCUCGCCGCCCUGCACCUGCACCUGCACCUGCACCUGCACCUGCACCUGCACGCCAGCGGGCGCGCGCCGCCCACCCGCACUACGCGCGCCUGCACCGCGCGCUGCGGGCGCUCGCGGCACGGACGCUGCGCGCGCUCGCCGCCCUGCACCUGCACCUGCACCUGCACGCCAGGUCAGUAACGCAUGCUGGCCGCGCUGCAGCGGGCGCGCGCCGCCCACCCGCACUACGCGCGCCUGCACCGCGCGCUGCGGGCGCUCGCGGCACGGACGCUGCGCGCGCUCGCCGCCCUGCACCUGCACCUGCACGCCAGGUCAGUAACGCAUGCUGGGCCGCGCUGCAGCGGCCGCGCGCCGCCCACCCGCACUACGCGCGCCUGCACCGCGCGCUGCGGGCGCUCGCGGCACGGACGCUGCGCGCGCUCCGGGCGCGCGCCGCCCACCCGCACUACGCGCGCCUGCACCGCGCGCUGCGGGCGCGCGGCACGGACGCUGCGCGCGCUCGCCGCCCUGCACCUGCGCGCGCCAGGUCAGUAACGCAUGCGCGCGCUGCGGGCGCGCGCCGCCCACCCGCACUACGCGCGCCUGCGCGCGCGCUGCGGGCGCUCGCGGCACGGACGCUGCGCGCGCUCGCCGCCCUGCACCUGCACCUGCACCUGCACGCCAGGUCAGUAACGCAUGCUGGCCGCGCUGCAGCGGGCGCGCGCCGCCCACCCGCACUACGCGCGCCUGCACCGCGCGCUGCGGGCGCUCGCGGCACGGACGCUGCGCGCGCUCGCCGCCCUGCACCUGCACCUGCACGCCAGGUCAGUAACGCAUGCUGGCCGCGCUGCAGCGGGCGCGCGCCGCCCACCCGCACUACGCGCGCCUGCACCGCGCGCUGCGGGCGCUCGCGGCACGGACGCUGCGCGCGCUCGCCGCCCUGCACCUGCACCUGCACCUGCACCUGCACCUGCACGCCAGGUCAGUCAUCAUACAAGCGGGCGAUCCGCGAGGAGUUAACGGCGGAGCUGGAGGCGUGCUACAUGGCGGGCGUGGAGCUGUUCGGCACCAGCCAGCUGCAGCGGCUGCCGGCCACGCUGCUCGCAGACACCAGCGCCUCCGACUACUGCUACACGCUCAUCAUAGGAUUGCACGACAAAGAACAGAAGCCGCUGGAGGCACUGCCGCUAACAGUGCCGUUGCUGUCGUGCAAGCAGCGCGUGGAGGUAGUGGCGCAGGCGACCAUCGACCGCCGCCACGACCACCAGCUCGCCAGGGUUGUGGUCGAGUUCCUACUGCAGGUUUCUGUUGGACAAUUUCCACCUUUUUGCAGCAUGCUACCAAAUGCUACAAUAAACGCGGCCGUGAAGCGGAAACAAGCGGUGUGCGGCAGCGCGGGCGGCUGCGAGCGGGCGGCGCGGGCGUGGCUGCCGCGGGUGCUGCGCGCGCACCCCUACCUCUACACCGUCGCCCUGCACCUGCUCGCCGACAUACACCAGCAAUCUCCGGUGGAGGCGGGGUGCGUGCAGUACUUGCACGUGGAGGCGUGGCGGCCGACAUACGGGGACGCCCGGGCCGUGCUCGACGACUGGGCGCGCCGCUGCCCGCCGCUGCUGGCGCCGCUGCUGCUGGGCCUCGACUACACGCCACACAGCGGGGUGUCCCUGGACGUGCAGCUGACGAUCGGGUCGUGGGUGUGCUGGUGCUGGGCGGCGCCGGGUGCGGAGGGCGCGUGGCGCGUGGUGCGGCGGCUGCGGCCGCACCGCGCGCUGUGGGCGCUGCCGCUGGCCGCGCCCGAGCCCGAGCCCGAGCCGGCGCCCGGCGACCUCUUGGCCACCGCCUACGCCCUGCUCUCCAGCUCGUGGGGACACUCCAUACCGCUGAUCUGCUCGCGCGGCGCGGCGGCGCUGCGGGCGCUGGUGGCGGGCGGGCGGGCGGCGGACGCGGUGCACUGCCUGGCCGCGCUGCUGCUCGCGCUAUCGCACUCGCCCGAGUCCAUCAAGCACGCGCACACGUUCACGGAUGUGUUCACCACACUACUGAACUCCGGCCCGACGCUAAUGCUGCGUGCGCUGGGACUAGGUGGCGCCAGUGGCUUCCAGCUCCUCAUGCGACUGAUGUUGGCGCAACUCGAAGAGCCACAAUGCGGCUCGUUCCCGCGGGGCGCGCUGCUGCAGUGCUGGCUGCAGGCGGCGUGGCGGCCGCGGCUGGCGGCGGCCGGCGGCCCGCUCGUCGACGCCGCGCUGCUCGCCGCCCGCGACUGGCCGCGCGCGCACGCGCACGCCGCCGCCCUGCUGCAGGAGUGUACGCGGGAGCAGCUGGGCGCAUGGUACCGCACGGCGUCGGUGGCGCCGCUGGCGUGCGAGUGCUUGCUGCGAGCCGCGCAGGCGCAGGAGCAGCGCACGCUGCUGCCGCGGCUGCUGGACGCGCUGCACGCCCAGCGGGCCGCCGGCCUCAAGGCACACGUGGACAACGCACUGCAGCAAAUCGGCGCGAACGUACCAUCGGAUGAACUAGUGGUGUACCGCGCGGGCUCAUGCGCGCUGGCGGCGUCGCUGCAGCACCCGGCGCACCUCAUGCUGUGGGGACUCUUCAUGCACGUCUACUUGCAGCGCCCGCCCUGCAGCCAGCACGAAUCCACGUCACCAAUAGGGCCGUUGUUCUUCAACGGAAUAGUGAAGUCUCGAAUGCUCACAAACAUUAAAAAACGACUACAAGAGACUAUAACAUACCAUCAGAAUGAAGUGAAAUCACUCAGCAGUACGUGCACUACUCCGAAUAGCGAGACUGAAGGUAAACAACUAUGUUCGAAUGAAACGAAACGAGUCAAGACAAGUAGUGCAAUCGAUAGUGACCUGCCUCCCGGUUUAACGAUCACCGAUUUCACGGAGGAAGCAGACAGCGAUACGAGCGACACUGAGAGCGAGGAUGACCUUGAAGAUGAGGAGGAGGAGAGGACGGGAGAUGAGGAAGUGCAAAAUGCAACCAGUCCAGAUGUUGACGAGGACAGGACCGAUCUGCUGAAUUACCAUGUCUGUGCUGAGAAGCUGCUCCGCGACUACUCGCGGUGGUUGGACGAGGGGUUGCAUACGAGCGGUACGCCGCAACGCACCGACCUCUCGCGCUACAUACCACAACAGGCUUUGUCAGCAGCAUGGCAGUCGUGCUUGUCCCGCGUGCGAGCGACGGCAGUGGUCGCGGGGGCUGACCCGCUGCCGCUGCCCCCGCGGCCCCCGCGGCCCCCGCGACCCCCGCGCGCUGGUGAACAAGCUUCGCACUCGCCAGAGCCCACCGCCUUCGAGACAGCCGUCGCCACCAUCCUCGAGAUAAAAGAAUUUUCCGACAAAAGCAGAUCAAGGGUGCCAACACUGAAAUCGCCAGUGGGCGACUUGUCGUACACAGACGCGCGCUCGCUGCUCGCGCACAUGGACAAGUGCAUCAAUGACAUCGAGCAGUUCGCACGCGAGUGGUCGAGCUCGGUGUCGCGCGUGGCGUCGCUGGACGCGCGCCUGCUGGAGCUGGUGCGCCAGCUGCGCGUGCCGCGCGCGCUGCCGCCGCAGAGGAAGGCCUGCCCGCACCGCUGCCAGCCGCUCGUGCUCGUCCCCGACGUUCAAGAAUGGUGUAGAUCAACUGGAGCCGAAAAUAGUAUCAGAGAGAACAGAGCGAGUGCACGGGCAGCGGUGCGGCGGCUGAUGCGACCGUCGCGAGUCGCCGUUCAGGCGGCUGUCGCGCUUCUAGCGCUCGCCAGGGCUGUGCGCAGCGCGGAGACGGCGCGGCGCGCGGUGGAGAGGGCGGGCGGCGCGGGCGGCGCGGGCGGCGCGGGCGCGGUGCACGCGUGCGCGCCGGCGCGCGACGCGCUGCUCGCGCACGUGCAGCUGCUCGCGCAGAAGUGGGUGUGCGGCGACGGCGCGGCAGUAGCGGCACUAGUGAGUCGGUGGGCCGGCGGCGGCGCGCUGCAGAGGUCGCUGGUGGGCGCGGUGCUGGAGCCGCGCCGCCUGCCGGCCGCCGCCUGGCCGCGCGUGUACGCCGCCCUGCUGAGCGCCGCGCUGCCCGACCACGUCGCCUUCAGCUACCUCUCCAAGUUCGAAAUGAGUCGCUGGAGCGCUGCAGCACCGGCAGAGGCACGACGUAGCGUGUUAGAGGCGCUAAUGACCGCCGUCACACGCUGGGGCGCCACUGUCGACCAGAACCAUCAUAUGCUGCUGGAGCUACUGGGCAUGCACUGCAGCGCGGUGGUGACCGCGGAGGAGGUGUGCUGGUACGUGGCGCGAGUGUCGCGAGCGGGCGCGAGCGGCCGCCUGCCGCCCGCGCACUACACGCACCUCGCCCGCGCCGUCUCCACACUCGCCGCCGCGCUCUCCGCCGACCAGCUGGGUAAUUUGCUACGCGAGCUGGGCGCCAUCUGGUGGGAGGUACGCAGUGGCCGUAAUGGUGACGGGGCGCUGCAGUCGGCGGAGCAGCAGGCGUGCGGCGUGGCGGCCUUGCUGCGCGAGAUACUCCGCGCGUUCGUGACGGCUGCGCGGGCGCUUAGCUACACGCCAGAGAGAGUGAGCAGAUACGUGUGGUCGGGCGCGCAGGAGGCGUGGUCGCCGUGGGUGCAGCCGGCGCCUGCCGUGGCGUGGCUGCUGCCUGCACGCGCGGACGCGGCCGCCGACCACUACGGCGACAUGCUCGCGCGCUUCGUGGCCACACUGCGGCUGCUCUGUGAUGACUUCCCCGAUAUGGAAGAGCACCUUCUGGGCCAAGUUUGGGAGUGGACGAUACAGAUCUACAUGUCGGUGCAUAGCGCUCAGGGUGCGCAGGAGUGCCGGCUGCAGAUGUCCGCACUGCUGUCCGCGCUUUCACGUCUGCAUUGGAAACGCCACCAGUGGUUCAGAGGGCAGCACUUGCACGCUGCACUGCAGAUCUGCCGCAGCGCUGACAGGGAGGUGACGGCGUGGUGCAGCGCGACGUUGAGCGGCACGCGGGCGGACACUUGGGUGCGUGACGUCACGGCCGGGGGCGACGACCUCGCGCACAGGCUCGCCGCGCUGCUCUCGCUCUUCACUGCUGCCACCAUGCCGUACUCCGCACAGCAACUGGAGGCGGCGUGCCAGCUGCCGUGGUGGUACCUACCGGAAGCGACGCUGGAGGAAGCCCUCGACAACUACUUCAUAGAGCAUUACGACCCCAUGCUGCCGUAUCACGACGCGCCGCAGUUCAGUGUGGUGGUGAGUGCGUGCGCGUGCGGCGUGCGUGCGGCGGGCGCGUGGGCCGAGCGUGGCCUGCAAGCGGCUGCAGCCAAGCGCCGCGCGCGCUUCGUGUCGCGGUGGCAGUCGGCCGCCGCCGCGCACCAGUUGCUGCAGCACGCGCCCGCGCACUGCGACACCAUGCUCGCAUUGCUACACGACCUCGCACCAUAUAUAGAGGAGUCGAGCGGUGAACUGGAGGAGCUGUUCAGUCGAGCGGUAGUUAUCAUGUGCGUGGAGCCGGCCGCCGCCGCCGCGCUGCCGGUGUGGACGCGCUGGGUGCAGGACGGCCGCGUGCACGCACGUGCGGUGCGCGCGUGCGUGCACGCGGCGGGCACGCUGACGGCGCCGCACUACUGCGCCGCGCUCGCCGACGCCGCUGCGCGCGCGCUGCUCGUACGGACCGAGUGCGACGGGUGGGCAGAAGUGGAGGCGCGGUGGACGGCGUGCACGUGGGUGUCGGCGGCGGCGGCGGCGGCGGCCGCGCGCCUGCACGCCGCCUACGGGCUCGUGCACGCGCGCCCGCACGACCACCGCGAGCGCGCCUCUAUCUUCCUCGCCCUGCUCGCGCUCGACAUCGAUUUCCUGGAAAACGAAGUGAUAAUAGCUCUAUGGAUAUGUUACGCGUGCCGCGUGGUGUGGCAGAGCGCGGACGAGGCCGCUGUGGAGGCGGCCGCCGGCGAGGAGGUGGGGACGGAGGUGGGCGUGGAGGGGGAGGAGUGGUGCGGCGCGGCGCGUACGCUGCUGGCGCGCUGGGCGGAGCCGCCGCGGCGGACGCUGCUGCGGCUCGUCACGCUGCAGUCCAGCACCGACUGCCCCACCGCCGAACACCGGGCGCUGUGCCUGCUGGCGCAGUGCAUCGUGUCGCCGAGCGAGGCGGCGGCGCGCGCGUACGACGCGGCGCUGGCCGCGCUGCCGGCGGGCCGCGCGGCGGCGGCCGCGGGGGGCGGCCCGGCACGCCGCUCGCAGCUGCCGCACGUGGCCGCGCUGCUGUACCCGCGCUCGCGGCACUACUUCGACCUCGAGCUGCACCUCGCCACCGACCGCUGA